AUGUUAGAAUUUCGGUGCUCAAAUGAAGCUGUAAAAUGACAUAGUAGUCAGUGAACCCCAGCCAGAAUAAAAAAUAGGAUUGAAUUUUCGUUUCUGAGAAACUGAAAACAAAUAACUAGACCUCAAAGCGGUACCAAUAUUCAUUGGAGGCCAAAUGAGAUUUUUUUAAUCAUUUGAAAGGUGCCGUUUAUUUCUUCCUCCCAUCAUAGCUCUUUCAUUCUAUCCAUUUCAGUAAUUUAUACUCAAUUUAUUAUAAAUUUAACUACAGCUUUUCAUAGCGAUACUUCUUUUCGUAUCCUAUAUUUUAUAAUAUCAAAACUUUUUUAA
Molecule: messenger RNA, 327 nt
Organism: Blepharisma stoltei
Lineage: Eukaryota; Ciliophora; Heterotrichea; Heterotrichida; Blepharismidae
Source: the annotation of a GenBank genome assembly